AGCCAGGUAGACUGGAAGGGGCGGAGGUAACCCAAAGCGGCCAGUGGUGGCUGCCCCCUGGCUCCCCACCCCCUGCACGCAGCGACUGGAGGAGGGCGCAAGCGGCUGGGCUAGCUGUGCGCUGAGUUCUGGCACCGUAGUCUGCUUCUCUGCGAGCGUGCCCCCGCUGCGCUCAGCCCGAAGCCGGCCACCAUGGAAGCACAGGCACAAGUGAUUAAACAUUGACGCCUUUGAUGUGGUGGGUGUUGACAUGAGAUCCUUCGUCACAUGGGGAAAGAGCAGAGGAGGAGGACUGGCACCAUCUCGCCUGGGUUUGUUGGAGACUGAACCACUGCAAGGGAGAGAUGAAGACACACUAGCCCAUGCUGACUUCUCUAGCAUGCUUUCUGAGGAGGAAAAAGAGGAGCUAAAGGCAGAAUUACUUCAGCUAGAAGACGAAAUUACAACAUUACGACAAGUUUUAUCAGCGAAAGAAAGACAUCUGGUUGAGAUAAAACAAAAACUCGGCAUGAACCUGAUGAAUGAAUUAAAACAGAACUUCAGCAAAAGCUGGCAUGACAUGCAGACUACCACUGCUUACAAGAAAACACAUGAAACCCUGAGUCACGCAGGACAGAAGGCAACUGCUGCUUUCAGCAAUGUUGGGACGGCCAUCAGCAAGAAGUUUGGAGACAUGAGGUCUCACUCCAUCGGCUACUCCAUUCGCCAUUCCAUAAGUAUGCCUGCUAUGAGGAAGUGCCUUGACCUACCUCAUUCUCCUUUCUGACGGCCCUCAGGAGCAAGAGCUAACAAUUCUGUGAAAUGUUGUAGGCUUGACCGGACACACCAGCUUAAAUCCAGCCUCUCCUGAUUUGUGACCUGAGACAAGUUAUUUAAUCCACCUCUAUCUUCAUUCUUUUAUCUGUAUCCUGGGGGAUAAUAAGACCCUACCUCAUAUGUUAUUGUGAGCUGUAAACAAACUGUGGAAAGCACUUAGUACAGGGCCUAGAACAUUCUAAGCACACUUGUAAAGGUGGAAAUGUUUAUUUCCUCAGAAUUAAAUGCAAACCUGGAAGAAAGAUUAAUGAAAGGAUAGGGGAUUAUGAGGGCUACAGUUCUAGAAAGGAUAUCAUUAAGAUUUUUUAAGGUAUAUAUUAAGAUGAGGUGUCUGUUGAGCAGUAAAAAUGUCAUUAAAAUUUCUGUCGGGAUGAAAACUGAGAAAGAUGUUCUCUGCUUCCAGUUUGCUUAACUUUGCAAUCCAGUCAAAUAAAAUCAAGCUAAUAGUCAUGGAGUACAGAGGUAUGAAUGUUAGAUUGGGAAUCAGAAGAUGCAGGUUGUAGCCGAACUUUGCCAAGAAUGAAUUUUGCAGACUUGGAAAACUCACCUCAGUGAUAUCAGUUUCAUCAUGUUUACAGUACAAGGCUAGAACCAGGUUUACUGCUCUUCCCAUGGUGACUUCGUCUGACACGGUGCUGGUGGUGGGAAGGGAGGGCGGAGUCAAGCCUCUGAGACCCUCCCCCACUUCAGUUAGAACUGUGCCUCUUCUACCUGCUUUAUGUCCUGUACUGUGGUAUGAAUCCAUUAUAGAGGGGGUUCAGUUACUCUAAACAGUUUGAGAGCACUGAAGCCAAGGUCUUUCUGGGGUCAUUUGCAGUGCUAAAACUUUGUAGUUGUAUAUGAUAUGAUUAAAUCUGAGUAAGCCAUUUCUCUUUGUUCUCCAGCAUGUAUUCUGCUGUAAUUUAAUUUGAAGAAUGACUAUUUUAUUAUGUCUGAUGUCUUUUCUACACUGGGGUUAUUUGGUUAUCUUGGAAAUUUAACCACAGUAUUUGAUUUCCCUAAUUUGGAGGUAAAUAGGGAGCAUAGAGUCAAGAUUGCUUAGUUCAUAUUUGAAUGACUUUCUCCCCCUAGCAUAAGAAUACCCAAAUUGAGUAGUGCAACCUGAGGGUCUGAGCUCCUUUACUUGUCAAAUUUUAAUUCUGGGUGUUCAAAGAAGGCAUGCAAAAAAUUAACAUGAUUUUGUUCUGUGAAUCAGGAAUCCAUCUAGUGGCUUAAGGGUCAAAUGCAGUCCUCACGAGCUUGCCUGAAAUAAACGUUUAGUAUAUGUACAGCCAAAGCGAGCACUGAAAUGAACUUUUAAAAAAGUAAUUUUACUCAUCUAACAUAUACCCAUGAACCAUUAGGCUAAACUGUCUGCCUACUGAGAUACUGCGUAACUGAUAUAUGACAGCAGUCAUGUAAGCAGACUUGGCUAAGUAGAACCUCGGUGGAAGUCAUGUGCCAAUCAGUGUAUACUUCUGAGUUAUUCAAGUGCAAUUUCACUAUUAUUGCAUCACGAAACAGAGGGAUUAUGGAGGCUUACUCAUAAGAAUUUGACUGACGUUUGAAUCAAAUACAAGAUGUGAGGCCACGCUCAGGCUCUCUGAUCUCUCACCAUUGUUAGUUCAUACAGCCUGAAUGCAAGUGCAUUUCUGACCAUCUGGAGCAUCAGGGUCUUGUGAGACAAUCCUUAACAAAGCCAAAUUCAUAUUCUCUAUAUUAGCUUCCUCUUGAUAGUAUUAGAGCCAUGUCUUAUCCCACACCAUAAAAUGAAGCCCGUAUUUUAUAGCCAUUCUCCCUUAUGAAGUUUCUCUAGGCCAG
This is a messenger RNA of Hipposideros armiger (great roundleaf bat), 2616 nucleotides long. It is a transcript of the gene TPD52L1, whose product is annotated as TPD52 like 1. The record is from RefSeq and is a predicted model, not a curated record. Gene Ontology annotation, biological process: positive regulation of MAP kinase activity; positive regulation of apoptotic signaling pathway. The coding region runs from base 251 to 766 and encodes 171 amino acids. Gene Ontology annotation, cellular component: cytoplasm. The transcript has 8 exons. Lineage: Eukaryota; Metazoa; Chordata; Mammalia; Chiroptera; Hipposideridae.